AUGGUUCAUCUCGCAAGUGUCAAGAAGGACCAUGAGGUCGUUCCCUUAGCUUCCCGCAAACUUGAGUCCAUCGAGACUAUCCCGGCAGUGGAUGACAGUAACACCUACUCGGACAAUGUUUAUGGCUCCCGCUUUGCUGCUGAACAUCUGCCGCAGCAUGAAAUGCCCGAGCGAGAGAUGCCUCCCCAGGUUGCCGCUCGCAUGAUCAAGGAUGACCUUUCUCUUGAUGGCACACCGUCGCUCAAUUUAGCAACGUUUGUGACAUCAUUUAUGGAACCGGAAAUCGAGCAGAUCAUGACCGAGUCUCUCAACAAGAACUUCAUCGACUACGAGGAAUACCCCCAUACUGUUGAGCUGCAUAACCGUUGUGUGAACAUGAUUGCUCGCCUUUACCAUGCGCCCACGGAUGGAGAGGAAAACGCGAUGGGAACAUCCACGGUGGGGUCCUCUGAAGCCAUUAUGCUUUCGGUGCUGGCGAUGAAGAAGCGCUGGCAGAACAAACGCAAAGCCGAUGGCAAAGAUUAUUCCAAUCCAAACCUCAUUUUUUCCAGUUCAGUGCAGGUAUGCUGGGAGAAGGCAUGUCGCUAUAUGGAGAUUGAAGAACGCUACGUCUACUGCACCAACACUCGAUUUGUGAUCGACCCCAAGGAGGCAGUCGACUUGGUCGAUGAAAAUACUAUUGGAAUAUGUGCCAUCCUUGGCUCUACCUACACCGGUGAAUAUGAGGAUGUCAAGGCGAUCAAUAAUUUGCUGAUCGAACGCGAUAUUGACUGUGCGAUUCAUGUCGAUGCGGCCAGUGGUGGCUUCGUGGCUCCCUUCGUUAAGCCAGACUUGGAAUGGGAUUUCCGAUUGGAAAAGGUCGUUUCGAUCAACGUCUCAGGUCACAAGUACGGUCUAGUUUAUCCUGGUGUUGGUUGGGCGAUCUGGCGCUCGCCUGCGUUUUUGGAUAAAGAUCUAGUCUUCAACAUCAACUACCUCGGUGCGGACCAAUCCAGCUUUACGUUGAACUUCUCCAAGGGUGCUUCACACAUCAUUGGUCAAUACUAUCAAUUGAUCCGCCUGGGUAAGCAUGGUUAUCGUUCGAUCAUGACCAACAUUACCCGUGUCAGCGACUACAUGGCAUCAGAGCUGCAGAAGAUGGGCAUGAUUCUCAUGAGCCAGACUCGUGGCAAUGGCCUGCCUCUAGUGGCCUUCCAUCUUCCUCCGAAUGCCGAUAGGGUGUACGAUGAGUUCGCUAUUGCCCACCAACUGCGUGAGCGGGGCUGGAUUGUUCCGGCAUACACCAUGGCUCCUCAUUGCGAUAAAUUGAAGAUGCUUCGUAUGGUCAUCCGGGAAGAUUUCAGUAUGGCCCGCGCGGACAGUUUACUGGAGGAUUUCAAGCUUGCUAUUCAAACUCUAGAUUCUAUGGAUCAGGCUUUGAUUACCAAGUAUCAGAUACACAAGCGAGCCCCUCGUCAUCACCAUGACACACACCAACACUACAAAAACGAGAAGCACUCGCUCCAGGGUAAGACUGGCAAGACACAUGGUGUCUGCUAG
Molecule: messenger RNA, 1539 nt
Organism: Penicillium canescens
Lineage: Eukaryota; Fungi; Ascomycota; Eurotiomycetes; Eurotiales; Aspergillaceae
Product: glutamate decarboxylase
Exons: 5
Coding region: 1-1539 (512 amino acids)
Biological process (GO): L-glutamate catabolic process
Cellular component (GO): cytosol
Molecular function (GO): pyridoxal phosphate binding; glutamate decarboxylase activity
Source: RefSeq, a predicted model, not a curated record